AUGUAUUCGAAUGUGGACGCCGCGUCCGAGGGCCUGCCGGAGGUGCUGAUGUGCCAGCGGUGCCAGGAGCAGUUCACCGAGCUCCAGGAGUACCUCACGCACAAGGCCGAGUGCGACAAGAAGGCCAUCAAACACGACGACCCUGCCCAUUCCGAUCCCGAGGAUAUGGUGGUGUCCGAAGAAGACGACGACGACGACGAGACUGGCGGGAAGAGGCUGGAACGCAUGCGACGCCACCGUCAAGACGCCGCCAACAACAACAGCGUGGAGGAGAACUCUCCGGACGACAACAGUCAGAGACUGGGGUUCCCUUUUUCUGUGCCCGCCGCCCCCGGCCACGUGACGCUCGAGGCGCUGCAGAAUACCAAGGUGGCCGUGGCGCAAUUCGCCGCCACCGCUAUGGCGAAUAACACCGACAACGAGGCGGCUUUACAAGAACUGGCGGUGUUGCAGAGUACCCUAUUCACGCUGCAACACCAACAAGUGCUUCAGCUGCAACUGAUAAAUCAACUCCAGCAGCAGUUGCAGAUAGACAGGACUAAGGAGGACGAGGAAGUCUCACCCGUAUCGCCGCCGCCUUCAGAGAACGAAGCAGAAACGACGCCUGAGUCACCGCCCGCACCUCAGGCUAUACCAGCGUCGAGAGAACCCACCCCCGCAUCCCUACCACCUCAGAUGAGUCACUCUAUGAUGCAGCAAUCCCCGGUGUCGGGACCGUCGCCAGAAGUGAGCGCCCCGCCGUCUUUGCCCCCACAGAUCCAACCCCCGAUGUGUUCAAUAUCGUCCUCUCUAGCAUCCACCAUAAUCACGCAUACAGACGAACAGCCUUCCUUGGACGAACCUAACACUUUGGAAAUGCUACAGAAAAGAGCGCAGGAAGUGUUAGACAACGCCAGUCAAGGCCUGUUGGCUACGAAUCUGGCCGACGAGUUGGCAUUUAGGAAAAGUAAAGGAUCCAUGUCGCCCUACGACUCUAAAGGCAGGAACGAACCGUUCUUCAAGCACCGCUGCAGGUACUGCGGUAAAGUGUUCGGGUCAGACUCUGCUCUUCAAAUACAUAUCCGUUCUCACACAGGAGAACGCCCCUACAAGUGCAAUGUAUGUGGUAGUCGCUUCACCACUAAAGGAAACUUAAAGGUCCACUUCCAGAGACACAGUCAGAAAUUCCCUCAUAUCAAGAUGAACCCCAAUCCCGUACCGGAACACUUAGAUAAGUACCACCCGCCUCUGCUCGCCCAACUAGGUCAGCAACCGUCUUUGUCGCCAGGAGGUCCCCCACAUCCCCCGCAUUUGGGUUUUCCUGGAGCCCACCCUUACCCCCCUACCUCCUUGCCGUUGUUCAGGCCGCAAGGACCUCCGCCUCCAGAACUGUUAAAUAGCAGACUUCAGCCCUCGCCGCACAGACUACAGGAACCGCCCCCUAGACUGUUUCCUCCCCAUCCCUUGUUUAUGAAGCGGGAGGAACAAGACACGCCGGCGGACUUGAGUAAACCGCAAAGAUCGCCCACUCCUGAGGGAAAAAACGAGAAAAACGAACAGGAAGAUAAACGAGAACCAAACGAAGACGCUAAAGCUAUAUCGGUUCCCCAAAUAACCCCUAAACAAGAACCAAGUUACACCGAUAACGAAAACGAGAACGAGCCUGAAAGGUAUUCUUCUCCCAUUCCCUACGACGAGUGUAGCAACAGCAGUAAAUACAGCAACGAGGAUAUUUUGGAGCAGCGGAGUCCAGGUGCAGAGCAGUCGGAAAAUAUGCAAGAUGAACCAGAGAACUUAUCAAACAGGAGCAGUUCUAUCACUGUACCCUUGAGUAUUUCUACAGGACAGAGACUACCCGCUAGUUUCUCCUUUGGGCACGCCAGUUCUCCACCUAGCAGCACCUCUUCGGGAAGUUUGGGACCUUUCCCUACUACUCCGCUCGCGGAUAUUACUAAGGAUCCUUCCAUGUACACAAACUUGUUGCCCAGGCCAGGCAGCAACGACAACUCCUGGGAGAGUCUGAUUGAGAUCACGAAAACCUCGGAGACUAGCAAAUUACAACAACUGGUGGAUAACAUCGAACACAAACUCUCUGAUCCGAACCAGUGCGUGAUAUGCCACAGAGUGCUGUCCUGCAAGAGCGCCUUGCAGAUGCACUACAGAACGCAUACAGGAGAAAGGCCCUUCAAGUGCAAGAUAUGCGGUCGCGCCUUCACCACCAAGGGCAACCUCAAGACGCACAUGGGCGUGCACAGGGCCAAGCCUCCUAUGAGGGUGCUCCACCAAUGCCCAGUCUGUCACAAGAAAUUCACCAACGCUCUGGUUUUGCAGCAACAUAUCCGCCUCCAUACAGGCGAACCCACUGAUCUCACCCCCGAGCAAAUCCAGGCGGCGGAAAUAAAAGACUUUCCUUCCCCAGGAGGCUUCCCGGGCCUCCCGAAUUCCAUGCAUCCAUUCCUCAGCCAGGGCUUCCCGGUGCCGGGGCUGUCUCCCUUGGGACACUCCGGGAUACCCCUCAACAUGAAGUUUGACAGAGACGUGAAAUCGGAGCACGGGAGUAUGGACGAAGACGAUGACGACGACGAUGAUAUGAUGAGCAACUCGGAGCACCAGAAUAUUAUGCCGCCGUUUUCGUCGUCUCCUUCUGAUACGCAUAACCCUUCUGUUCCGGUGAGCACGAUGGCAUCGCAGUUUUCCUUAGCAGGGUUGAGCUGUACGGCGGAAGAUCUGUGUUCGAGUCGCGCCGUGGUCUCCACACCGCCCCCCAUGCAGAACGGGGAGAAGUCGCCAAGUCAGUCGGGAGUUACCAGCCCGGGGAGUUCGGAAAUUAGGUCGUCUCCAAACCAGACUCCCGUCCAGAUACCACGCCCUCCAUCAUCUCAACAGGCCAGCAGCCCCACACCAUCAGACAACUCAAUGGGUGCAUUGGACUUGACCCCAAGGAACAGUCAACCGACGAUUACUAGUCCUGGACCAACGACUCCCGGUGCUGCGCCUCCAUUAUUUCCAUCCUUUGGCUUGUUACCGUCAGGGGGACAAUCACCUUUGAUGUCGUCAGCUCUGUCAUCGUUGACCUCAUCUGUUUUGACCUCCACGUCGUUUAGUCCGUUGAGAUUGGCAGUGGGACCCGUAGGAAGACGAGGCAAUACCACUUGCAACCUUUGCUUCAAGACGUUCGCCUGCAACUCUGCCCUAGAGAUCCACUACAGGAGCCACACCAAAGAGAGGCCCUUCAAGUGUUCCGUAUGCGACAGAGGCUUUUCCACCAAGGAGGCUUGCGUUUGCAAGCAGAGGCGUAUCCAGGAUGAAGUGGAACCAUGGAGGGCGAAAAAGCGCAAAGCCGCCCUUCGCCGGUCAAUACCUUCUGUGUUUCCGUUACCGAUGAGCCCUGGAUACGCCUCCACGUGGAUGCAAAUGGCGGGAAACAUGAAGCAGCACAUGCUCACGCACAAGAUACGCGACAUGCCGCAACACAUGUUCGAGAACAAGCCGCCCUCGGUGAGCGGCGACGAUUCCACCCCCCUGCCUCCCAGCCUGCCCUCCAGAGAACCGGCAAGCAGCGACGGAGAGCAGCAGCAGCACCAGCAGCAGCAACAGACGCCGCCGCAGGUCCUGCAACCUCCCCACCAGAUCAAACCCGAACAAGAACCGCAGCAAAUCAAAAGAGAACCCACAGAGACUGAGCUACCCCUUCCUAAGCGCCCCCCAAGCUUACAAUCAAGUAAGCACUUGUGCCACGUAUGCAAUAAGAACUUCUCGUCCAGUUCGGCCCUUCAAAUUCAUAUGCGGACGCACACCGGCGACAAGCCCUUUCGAUGCACCGUCUGCCAGAAGGCCUUCACCACCAAAGGCAACCUGAAGGUUCACAUGGGAACGCAUAUGUGGAGCAACGGGGCGUCCCGACGAGGGCGACGCAUGUCCCUAGACCUCCCUCCCAUCCCCAUGACGCCCAAGGAUUCCGAAUUUCUGCAGCGGAGGCCAGACCUCUUCUACCCGUACCUCCCGGCUCCAUUCCUUAACGGAAUGCAGCAAAAGCUGAACGAAAUCUCGAUGGUGCAGAAUAGCCAGAACGGCAUGGCAGGAGCCGGCAAGUACAGUGGCCUCCUCGGCUUCGGUUAUCCGCCGCCAGAGGCCAUCCGAUCUCAGGCGAGCUCUCCCGAACGACCCGAGAGACCGCCCAGCCGCGAACCCGACACCACCCGAGGUCUGUGGGACCUGCACUUCGACAGGAAGACGACACCGGACACCUCCAGGGAGGACCUUUUGCCGGCCACUAGGGAGGGCCUAGCCGCCUGA
Messenger RNA from Anoplophora glabripennis (Asian longhorned beetle), 4275 nucleotides. RefSeq names its product homeotic protein spalt-major-like. Gene Ontology annotation, biological process: regulation of transcription by RNA polymerase II. Gene Ontology annotation, molecular function: DNA-binding transcription factor activity, RNA polymerase II-specific; RNA polymerase II cis-regulatory region sequence-specific DNA binding. Gene Ontology annotation, cellular component: nucleus. NCBI's taxonomy places the organism in Eukaryota, Metazoa, Arthropoda, Insecta, Coleoptera, Cerambycidae. The record is from RefSeq and is a predicted model, not a curated record. The transcript has 9 exons. Bases 1 to 4275 code for a protein of 1424 amino acids.